AUGACGAAAAGUGCAACCCAACGUGCAAAAGAAUCUGAAUACAAAGAUAACAUCUAUGUAGAUAGAGCUAAACAUUUUUGCCGUUUAUGUAAAGAAGUUCUUGAUCAUAAAAAAAAAAGUACACUUGACAAUCAUUUUAAAUCUAAAAAACAUAAAAAAAAUGUGCAAAAUAGCAAUAACAAUUUACAAAGGACUUUAACUGUAACUAUUCAGCAGUUUAUGUCUGAUAAAGAUCAAAUUAAUUGUGAUUUG
This is a messenger RNA of Funneliformis caledonium, 252 nucleotides long. The record is from the annotation of a GenBank genome assembly. NCBI's taxonomy places the organism in Eukaryota, Fungi, Glomeromycota, Glomeromycetes, Glomerales, Glomeraceae.